AAUAUGAAGGCUGGUCCACACAGCGUAGAGCUGGAGACGAGGAGGACCCGUGCCUAUUGGUUUCGUGGAAAUGUGCUGAGGAGAGCGGGGCUGCCCGAGCUAUAAAAGCAGCGCAUGUGUGAGCGGAGCGUUUCGGAGAGGACUUGUACCAGCCGGCCGGUGCGCAUCACAGAUAUCUGGAUCCACACACACACACAAACACACACACGGCGAGACAACGCACAGCGCAGCCAUGAGUGAGAGACAAGCAUCUGCAGCAACAACUGGAAGCACCAAACCAUCUGCUGGCCAAGAUGAAAAGAAGAACAACGUCCCCGAGGACUUUGACAUCGACAUGGAAAACCCGGAGACCGAGAAGGCGGCCGUGGCCAUCCAGUCUCAGUUCAGGAAAUUCCAGAAAAAGAAGCAGGAUGUGAAGUCUUAGAGCGGGGGGCGAGCGUCAGCGCCGUUUGCCACUUGAUGUUGGGCCUGGUCUUGCAUGUCAAUCAAACUGCACCGUCAUGAACUGAAAAAAAAGGAAAGGUUGGGUUGGGGGUGGGAUUCCUGAAGGUGGAGAGCUGGAGUGGGGUGAUUCAGGCGCGGGGGGGUAAAUAGUAUCUUUGUGAAAGUGUGCGUGUAAUUAUGAAACUAUUAUAUAGAAAAAUGAUACAUUAUCAGAUUCUGGGUGUAUGUAUUUAAAUCUUUCCUAUGAUUUUCAAUGACACUUCACAGUGUAGCUGCAGUAGAGCUUGAAGUUUAAUAUUUUUUCGUAUGACACAUUCAGUGUAAUAUAGCCAUGUUAACCACAAACUAAAAUAAGUCUCCUCAUACAGUUAAAUCUUUAGUUCAGGGGGAAUAUAAAGCCACGCUGCAUCGCUGUGAUUUAACCUGGGUCACGAUUUCAUCGACAGUCUCAGCGAGGCGUCGCAAUCGAAAGAUUUUUUUUUUUUUCAGCUCAAUUAGACGUCUGUUAAUGGCAUUUCCCUCCUGGCUGGGUAAAAUGAUCCCAGUGCUUUCACGCCGCUGUAUGACUGUUGCUUUUAAAAUCAAAUCAAUGUCUAAUUUGUAAUCCGACGUCGGAGGUCUCCCCUUCCUCUUCCAUCACCUCAUCUGACGACGCCAACGUUCUCCGAGCUGUGUGUCUUUGUAGAGGCUGUAGAUGCCGUUGCCUGUGAUUUAUUAUUAUUUUUCAUCUUUUAAAUGUGAUUUUAAAUAAUCUGUCAUUGUUCAGUUGGCUCACACGUGUAUACUGUACAAGCACACACAAAUAUGCAUGCAACUUACACACACACACACACACACACACACA
This is a messenger RNA of Larimichthys crocea (large yellow croaker), 1288 nucleotides long. RefSeq names its product Purkinje cell protein 4a (gene pcp4a). The coding region runs from base 233 to 424 and encodes 63 amino acids. Gene Ontology annotation, cellular component: cytoplasm. Gene Ontology annotation, molecular function: calcium ion binding; calmodulin binding. The record is from RefSeq and is a predicted model, not a curated record. NCBI's taxonomy places the organism in Eukaryota, Metazoa, Chordata, Actinopteri, Sciaenidae. The transcript is spliced from 3 exons.